Gilbertella persicaria is the source of this 1990-nucleotide messenger RNA. Its product is annotated as FAD binding domain-containing protein. Bases 45 to 1838 code for a protein of 597 amino acids. Gene Ontology annotation, molecular function: FAD binding. NCBI's taxonomy places the organism in Eukaryota, Fungi, Mucoromycota, Mucoromycetes, Mucorales, Choanephoraceae. The record is from RefSeq and is a predicted model, not a curated record. The transcript is spliced from 5 exons.
AAAAAUCAGGAACUAUUGUGUCGAGUCUUUUAACGUUUUUCUUUAUGGUUACUUCAGACACUUCUAUUCCCGCACCUCCUGCCAAAGUUGAUUUCCUUAUAGUGGGUGGUGGACCUGUAGGUUUAUUAGCAGCCAAUUUGGCUGUUCAAGCAGGAUUCACUGUUCGUAUUUUAGAUAUCGAGAUGGAACCUAACCAUUGGGGUCGUGGUGACUGGAUUCAUGGACGUACGAUUGAGCUGCUAGAAAGAGCAGGCUUGGAAUCCGAAUUAUUAAAGACGGGUGUCAAGGUAGAGAAACUGACAUCGUAUAUGAAUGGUCAACUUCAAAAAGAAAUUCCAUUUGUUCCAGAAGAAACGGAAUCAAAACACCAAUAUUUGCUUUGUGUGGGUCAACAUAUUACAGAAUCCAGCCUUCAAAACAAAUUAGCUCAGUUUGAUGUUCAGGUGGAACGUCCUUGUACGGUAGUCAAUAUGGACCGAGAUGAAGAUGAACAUGCAGAAUAUCCCAUCAAGGCUACCGUGGUGCACCUUGACCAAAGAAAAGGGUCCGAACUAGUCCAGUGUAAAUAUUUGCUUGGCUGUGAUGGUGCUCAUAGCGAUAUUCGUCAACAAUUGGGUAUCAAGAAUGAAGGCGAAACAAGCGAGACACAUGCUGGUGUACUAGACGCUUUGAUCAGAACCAACUUUGCUAGUCGAAAAGAAGUUUGUAUUGUACAAAGUGACCAUGCUAAAACGAUCAGUAUGUUUCCACGUGAAAAUGGCUUAACGCGUAUCUUUGUCCAUUUCAACGAAAACGAACAUGAACUAAGAAAAGAGCAACAUAAUCGAAACAAGAUUCAAGUCGAAGAUAUUCAAAGAGAAGCCAAGCGCGCUUUAUUGCCUCAUCGUAUUGAGUUUUUAGGUAUUUUGUACUGGACAGUGUAUGUUGUCGGACAACGUUAUGCUUCCCGGUUGAAUUCGGAAGACCAUCGCGUGUUUCUUUGUGGUGAUGCUGCUCAUUCUCAGAGCCCAACACUUGGUCAGGGUGUCAAUACUGGGUUUGGCGAUGUGUUCAAUUUGAUUUGGAAGAUCUGUAUGGUUGAAAAGGGUCAAUUGAACCGUAAAUUCCUAUCGACUUACCAUUCAGAACGAUGGCUUGUGGCUCAAAACGUAUUGAACAUUGAUAAAGUAGCAGCCAAAGCUGCAGCAGGUCAUCAAGCAGCCGAUUAUUGUGAAGUCGUCGAAAAGAACCGCUUGUUUACUUCAGGCUUUGGUAUUCAAUACCCUUAUGAUCCUAAAGAACAAGUGUCGUUACUUUGGUCACCUGACGAUGAUAAACCAGAUGAAGGCAUCGACCUUAACAGUGCUAGUUAUGUGAUGCAGCCGGGUAUGCGUGCUCCCAAUUUCAAAGUAUUUGGCUUCAAGUCUGGCAAGAAGACUCGGUUGUUUGAUGCAAUUGCCAAGAAUGAUCAAGUACCUGACUGGCUUACGUUUACUUUAUUUGUGCUGGCUCAUGACUUGCGUUCCACCCAUGAAGCAGUUGCCAAGUUCUUGAAUGAGACAAGCAAGGCCACUGUUCGUUUACCACCUACCAAUGUAGUUGUGAUCACUACCAGUACAGCUGAUCAAGUGUCUGCAUUCAAGGGAUUACUGGAUAAUGACCGUAUCGUGAUUGACAAGUUGAACCAAGCACAAUGUCAUAGAACUUAUGAUAAAAAGGUAGACGGUACUCUAGCUGACGAUGAAAAGAUUCAUGUUGCUGUUGUAAGACCUGAUGGAUACAUUGGGACCAUUGUCAGAAGUGACGAUGGUACUCUUUUAAGUGAUAAGGUGUGCCAAUAUUUCUCCAACAUCAUGUAGUAUAAACAGUACAUAUAUAGUAUAUAGAAUCCUCUUCCUCUUCAGAUAAAUAAAUCUGGCUUAUGUAUACAUUAUUUUUGCUUACAAAAGGACUUGUUUACUUGUUGAUCUAGCAGAAGCUGCUAUAAAUGAAAGAAGAGGAUCUGUUUUCU